Messenger RNA from Capra hircus (goat), 1721 nucleotides. RefSeq names its product serpin family B member 11 (gene SERPINB11). Gene Ontology annotation, molecular function: serine-type endopeptidase inhibitor activity. Gene Ontology annotation, biological process: negative regulation of endopeptidase activity. NCBI's taxonomy places the organism in Eukaryota, Metazoa, Chordata, Mammalia, Artiodactyla, Bovidae. Bases 105 to 1283 code for a protein of 392 amino acids. The record is from RefSeq and is a predicted model, not a curated record. The transcript is spliced from 8 exons.
GAACGUAAGGGCUUAUAUUUCCUCUUCGGAGACGCAGCUUGCAUAUCUCCUGCCUGACUGUCCACUUCACCACCGAAAAACAACAAGGUAGGGCUUUGCCUAAAAUGGACUCCCUCAGCACAGCAAACGUUGAAUUUUGUCUGGAUGUGUUCAAGGAGCUGAGCUCUAACCACGCAGGAGACAAUGUCUUCUUCUCCCCGCUGAGUCUUCUUUAUGCUCUCAGUAUGAUCCUCCUGGGAGCCAGAGGGGACAGCGCAGCGCAGAUGGAGAAGGUGCUUCACUUUAAUCAUACUGUGGAAUCAUCAGGACCAGAGUUCAAGGACUUGGCUAAGUGCAACCGAGCUGGAAGGAUCCACUCAGAGUUAGGAGCCCUUUUCUCCCAGAUCAAUCGGCCAGACUCUAACUACACCCUCAGCAUCGCCAACAGACUCUACGGGACAAAGGCGAUGGCAUUCCAUGAGCAAUACUUACACUGUUCUGAGAAAUUGUAUCAAGCCAGGCUGCAAACUGUUGAUUUUGAACGGUCUGCAGAAGAAACAAGGAAAACCAUCAAUGCUUGGGUUGAAAGUAAAACUGAUGGGAAAGUCACUAACCUCUUUGGAAAAGGCACGAUUGAGCCCUCCUGCGUCAUGGUCUUGGUGAAUGCCAUCUAUUUCAAAGGACAAUGGCAGAGUAAAUUCCGGGAACGAGAAACGUUUCGAACCCCUUUUCAGUUAAGUAAGGGUAAAAGUGUAACUGUGGAGAUGAUGUAUCAGACUGGGAAGUUUAAACUGGCCCUCAUCGAGGAACCACAGAUGCAGGUUUUGGAGCUGCCCUAUGUCAACAACACACUCGGCAUGAUCAUUCUGCUUCCAGUGGGCACGGCUGACUUAGACCAGGUAGAGAAGCAGCUGAACUCGAAGGCCUUUCAGGAAUGGACCAGCCCGUCCAACAUGGUGCGGAGGGACGUGGAAGUGCAUCUCCCGAGGUUCAAACUGGAGAUCAAGUACGAGCUCAAUUCCCUGUUGGAGUCCCUCGGGAUGACAGACAUCUUCAGCCAGGUCAGAGCAGAUCUUUCUGGAAUAUCACCAGUCAAGGGCCUCUUUGUAUCAAAGGUCAUCCACAAGUCCUAUGUGGAGGUCAACGAGGAGGGCACGGAGGCAGCCGCGGCCACUGGGGACGUCCUGGUAGUAAAAAGACUUCCCAUCCGAGCUCAGUUCGUGGCAAACCACCCCUUCCUGUUCUUCAUCAAGCACUUUGGCACCAACACACUUCUCUUCUGUGGCAAGCUGGCCUCUCCCUGAGCAGAGAGGGUGGAGCAAGGCUCAGGGUCACCGAGGGCGUGCAGCGCCCAACCUUGGCUAAAAGUGGGCCAUCCCUCACCCUCCUCCCUGCCUCAGUUUGCUCCUCUGAAAAAUGGGUCCAGGACAUCUCCUAGCUUAUCUCAUGAGUUGGUGAAGCCUCAGACGAGGGUCAUCACAGAAGAAGCUAUAGCUCUCUCAUCUUUGGGGCCUCGUUCAAGUGCUGUCCGGGUAAUAUGAUCCAGCCAGUGGGACAUAGUUUAGAAGAUUAGAUUUUCUCGACUUGUCUGUGUCACUGGGCUCUUGGUUAAGUGGUCACUUUACCUUCGGAAGACCGAUGUAAGGGCUUCAACGUUGGCUGGAUCCUAAAAUCUGUUAUUUUCCUUGUAUGUGUAAAUAUAACAUCAUGAAUUCUGUAUUGACUAUAAUAAAUACGUGAAA